Molecule: messenger RNA, 881 nt
Organism: Elaeis guineensis (African oil palm)
Lineage: Eukaryota; Viridiplantae; Streptophyta; Magnoliopsida; Arecales; Arecaceae
Source: RefSeq, a predicted model, not a curated record
UUCUCUCUCUUGCAUUCUCUCUCUCUCUCUCUCUCUCCUUCUCUCUUGGGAUGGAGUGUCUGGCCCCGUCGCUGCCUCGCCGGAAACCCCUCCAACCGAAGAAUUCUAAUGCGAGUCCGGCGCCGGCGAGCCUUCCAAAGCUGAAACCGACCCAAAUCUCGCCGUUGAUCAAGGGGGAUACGGACAAGGAGAACCGUCCGAUCCAUGUGGCGGAGAUUGGGCCGCUGGAAGCGUCUCUGGCGGAGGAGCUGGAGGCGAUACGGAGGAGGAGGGAGAGGCUCCGGGUGGAGAGGGAGAGGAUGGAGAGAAUGCUGAGAGAGAGGGAUCAGGUGUUGGAGAUGGCGAUGAGGGAGUGGGAGAGGAGAAGGGAGGAGCAGAGGAUGGUGGGGUUGGAGCUUCAGAGGUUGGUCAGGCUCAAGGAGCUGGAAGUCUCUUGCAUGAGAUUUUCUCCUGUCAAGUCUCUUAGAGCUAAGGAAGAAGAGAAGGGGAGUAUGGAAGCUCAAUCACAGGGAUUGAACUGUGCAGCACAAGAUAAUGAAGCCACACCAAUGGAAAAAGCACCAGAGAACUAGUCAUUCUUCUCUCUCCUUUUUAUUUCAUAGCCACAUCUAAACCCUUGAUAGAUGUUUUCUUUUUAUUUUUUGGGCUACAUGUAGGUUGUGGCCCUGCAGCGAAGUUAAGAAAGUCAAAUACUUUAUUUGCUGUCCUAUGUCAAAUAUUUGCCGAGGCAUUGGAGUAUGUGAGAACAAGUAAUAAUGUGCAUGUUACUCAUACCUAUUUCAAGUCUAUGCUCUUCGGGCUUGUAUCGGCGAAAAGCCAGACAUUAAUGUGGACUCUACUUGAUUAUGCUUGUUCGGUGGCAAAAAGUUGGGACACUAGAA